CCUGCGCGGAGGUGUGGUUUGGGUUCACGGCUCAUUCAGGACGCCGCUGCUUGCCGACUUAAUCUCCAUCCAAUCCAAUUGAUCUUGAGGAGAUUGCCCUUAGUGGGCAGAGACAAGGUCCCCGUGCAGAGGCUAAUUCAGUGUCAGUGUGUGAAGCGCCACUUGUUGCUCGUGCCCUCGAGGCAGCCAUCGCUCUUGUUAUUUGCCUUGUAUUAUGAUCGCUGGAGACCCCUCAGUUGUAACGUCUCUCAGCCCCGAUGAGUCAGAAGAAAAUAACAUUCGCCAUGAGGUCUCUGUAUGGACUCUAUCCCUACAAGUCCAGCAUGAUGGGCCUGGAGAACCUGGGCGACCCGUCGGGUGACUGGGACAUCGUGGAGACCAUCGGCAAAGGGACGUACGGCAAGGUUUACAGGGUGACCAGCAAGAAGGACGGGAGCCAGGCGGCGGUGAAGGUGCUGGACCCCAUCAAUCAUCCGAAGCAGUCGAACAGAGAUGUGGACGAGGAGAUCGAGGCGGAAUACAACAUCCUGAGGUCUCUGUCCAACCACCCCAACGUGGUGAAGUUUUAUGGCAUGUUCUACAAGUCCGACAACGUGUCAGGCGGACAGCUGUGGCUGGUGCUGGAGCUGUGCAACGGCGGCUCCGUCACAGAGCUCAUCAAAGGCCUGCUCAUGCGGGGCAAGCGUCUGCAGGAGCCCGUUAUCGCAUACAUCUUAUACAGCGCCCUGUUGGGUCUCCAGCAUUUGCACAACAACCGGAUCAUCCAUCGUGACGUCAAAGGCAACAACAUCCUCCUGACGACCGAGGGAGGAGUCAAGCUCGUUGACUUUGGCGUCUCGGCACAAUUGACCAGCGCACGACUGAGGAGGAACACGUCGGUGGGGACUCCAUUUUGGAUGGCUCCCGAGGUCAUAGCCUGCGAGCAGCAGUAUGAUUACUCGUACGACGCCCGCUGCGACGUGUGGUCGCUCGGCAUCACGGCCAUCGAGCUGGCAGACGGAGACCCCCCCCUGGCUGAGAUGCAUCCGGUUAAAGCCCUCUUCAAGAUCCCACGAAACCCGUCGCCCACGCUGCGAAAUCCUGAACAGUGGUGCAGAAGUUUCAGCCACUUCAUCGGCCAGUGCCUGAUAAAGGACUUCGAGGCGCGUCCGUCGGUGACUCACCUCCUGGAGCAUCCCUUCGUCAAACAGGCCCACGGCAAAGACGUGGCCCUGCCCCAGCAGUUAGCGGCUCUCAUCAAGGAGCAGCAGGAGGUGGGCUGCAGGACCAAAACCAAGCACGAGCGGAUCAAUACUCGUAAAACGCUCAUAAUAGAGAGCUGCCGUGAUGACGAUCUGGUGAACCUGGAGUUCUUAGACGAGGAGAUAAUCAUCGGCCAUCUCCAGAGGAGGUACGACGAGCUGCAGGUGUACACGUACGUGGGCGACAUCCUCAUCGCGCUGAACCCCUUCCAGAACCUCAGCAUCUACUCCCCCCAGUUCUCCAAGCUCUACCACGGCGUGAAGCGCUCCGACAACCCCCCGCACAUCUUUGCCACCGCAGAUGCUGCCUAUCAAGGCAUGGUGACGUUCUGCAAAGACCAGUGUAUCAUCAUCAGCGGAGAGAGUGGUGCGGGGAAAACGGAGAGCGCUCAUUUAAUAGUUCAGCAUCUGACUUUCCUGGGAAAGGCAAACAACCGAACGCUGCGUGAGAAGAUUCUGCAGGUCAACCCCCUGGUGGAGGCCUUCGGGAACGCAUGCACCGCCAUCAACGACAACUCCAGUCGCUUCGGGAAGUACCUGGAGAUGAAGUUCACGCCCACCGGAGCCGUGAUCGGAGCCAAGAUCUCCGAGUACCUCCUGGAGAAAUCCAGGGUCAUCAAACAGGCCAUGGGGGAGAAAAACUUCCACAUAUUCUAUUACAUGUACGCUGGACUUUACCACCAGGGCAAACUCAAGACUUUCAGGCUGCCAGACCGGACCCCUCCCAGGUACAUCGACAGUCAGCACCGCAGAGUGAUGCAGGACAUCGUCUCCAGCAAACUGUACAAGGAGCAGUUCGACGCCAUCCAGGACUGCUUCAGGAACAUCGGCUUCACCGAGGAGGAAGUCAACUCGGUUUACAGGAUCCUCUCGGCCAUUUUGAACACGGGCAACAUUGAAUUUGCCGCCAUCACGUCCCAGCACCAGACCGACAAGAGCGAGGUGCCCAACGCAGAGGCCUUGGAGAACGCCGCGUCGCUCCUCAGCAUUGGUCCCGAGGAGCUCCAGGAGGCGCUGACCUCCCAGUGCGUGGUCACGAGGGGCGAGACCAUCAUCCGCACCAACACGGUGGACAAGGCGGCGGACGUCCGCGACGCCAUGUCCAAGGCGCUGUACGGCCGCCUCUUCAGCUGGAUAGUCAACCGCAUCAACACCUUGCUGCAACCUGACGUCAACGUCUGUGCCGCGGAGAGCGGCAUGAAUGUGGGAAUCCUGGACAUCUUCGGGUUCGAGAACUUCAAAAAGAACUCCUUCGAGCAGCUGUGCAUCAACAUCGCCAACGAGCAGAUCCAGUUCUACUUCAACCAGCACAUAUUCGCCCUGGAACAGAUGGAGUACCAGAGCGAGGGAGUGGAUGCCAGCCUGGUGGAGUACGAGGACAACAGGCCCAUCCUGGACAUGUUCCUGCAGAAGCCCAUGGGCCUGCUGUCCCUGCUGGACGAGGAGAGCCGCUUCCCUCAGGCCACGGACCAGACCUUAGUGGAUAAGUUUGAAGACAAUUUGCGCUGCAAGUAUUUCUGGAUACCAAAGCGUGUGGAGCUUUGCUUUGGAAUCCAGCAUUAUGCAGGAAAGGUAAUGUACAGCGUGAAUGGGUUUUUGGAGAAGAACCGCGACACUCUUCCUGCCGACAUCGUGGUGGUGCUGAGAACUACGGAGAACAAGCUUCUGCAGCAGCUGUUCUCCAGCCCCCUGACUAAAACAGGGAACCUGGCGACGUCCAGGGCCAGGAUCACGGCGGCCUCCAGGUCUCUGCCGCCGCAGCUCAGUUCCGGACGCAGCAAGUCUCCCAAAUACCUAUUGAAGGUGGACACCAUGGAGAUGAUGCGUCACCCCGACGAGACCACCAACAUGAGGAGACAGACUGUGGCCUCCUAUUUCCGCUUCUCCCUCAUGGACCUGCUCUCCAAGAUGGUGGUGGGCCAGCCGCACUUCGUGCGCUGCAUCAAGCCCAACGACGACCGGCAGGCGCUGCGCUUCUGCGAGGAGCGCGUGACGGUGCAGCUGCGCUACACGGGCAUCCUGGAGACCGUCAGCAUCCGGCGCCAGGGCUUCUCCCACCGCAUCCCGUUCGAGGAGUUCGUCAACAGAUACUACUGCCUGGCGUUUCGGGCUCACCAGAUGCCGCAGGCCAUCAGAGAGAACGCCGCCGCCAUACUGGAGCGAGCCCAGUUGGAGGACUGGGUGCUGGGCAGGACAAAGGUUUUCCUCAAGUACUACCACGUGGAGCAGCUGAACCUGCUGCUGAGGGAGGUGAUCGCGCGGGUGGUGGUGAUGCAGGCGUACACCAAAGGCUGGCUCGGCGCCCGGCGCUACCGCCGGGAGAGGCAGAAGAGGAACCGCGGCGCCGUCAUCAUCCAGUCAGCCUGGAGGGGCCACGUCGCUCGCCAGAACCUGAAGCAAGUGAAGAGGGAGCGCGAGGAGGCCGCCAUCCGCAUCCAGUCAACUUACAGGGGCCAUCGGGUGCGUAGGGACCGUGGCCCCCAGGGCCCCGGACGUCACCCGGAGGCUGGAGGAGGGACCACCGCGGAGCACAAGGGACUUAACAGCCCAGAGAGCAAAGAGUCACAUAUAGAUCACACGCGCACAGGAAACGUUGGCCCCGACAGCCGAGACAGACAAGCCAGAGACGUCAGGAGAGACAAAGGCAGAGCGGGAGACAGUGGAGCGAAGCCUUGCAGGGAGACAGCCAGACUGCGAGACGCGCAGUGUAAACAAGGUCCAGCGAUGAAGCUGCAGAGGACUCCUCGCCGGCGGGGCCAGCAGCCCAAGCUGCUCAACAGCCCUGAAGACAGCCUGUACUACAACCAGCUAAAUAGAACUCUGGAUUACCAGGGGAGCAAGAGGAAGCCGAGAAAACUUGGUCAAAUCAAAGUGCUGGACGGAGAAGAUGAGUACUACAAAUUACUGUCAACGGUGGAGUCGGUCCCCGAGGAGGAGUGUGCGACCGGCCCCCCCUCCUGCCCCUUCUAGCGCCCCCCCUCCUCCUCCUCCUCGUCAGUCAGAGCCCAGCUUUACAAGCACGUCCGCCGCGCCCCCCGUUGUCAGACGAUCACAUUAUCCCCAGAAGCCUAAGUCGCUGCAGCCAACAUCAAUGCAUGGAAGAUAAUUAUCAUUUUACAUUGGAUGCAAUUGGGAGGAAGAAAUAUGCAGCUCAACAAAGAAGUGUAAUCAAAACCUCUACACAGAACUGAAUUAGUAGAAUUUAAAGCUGCUUGUCACCAAGAGAAGCUCAGGUUAACUGCCUCAUUACAGCACAUCACUCAGUGUUUAUUUAUAUUGUUACAAUAACUAAUUAAAAGUAAUUAAUAAUAAUAGUUAUAGAAGAACUGCUCAUACCUGUUACUACAGCAGCCAGGUUAUUAAUGUCGGUAUUGUGAUGAUGGUAAUAAAUUCAAAUCAUAUAAUAUUAAAAAAAUCCUUAGAACGAGCGUGUAUUUGUCACAAAAGAGGAGUUAUGCGGGAAACGCUGCAGCAUCAGGCGAGAGUUGACCGUUUGAACUGAGAAGUCUUUAUCCACAUUUUCUGAUCCUAUUAUGAGACGACGCCUAUAGACAUUGUCGCAGGCUCUCAUCAUUCUCCAUUGUUCAGGAGACAGUGAGACUCUUCUUUCUCUUCAUCGGAAAAGGACAUUGUUCAUUUUCCCAAAACAAAUGGAAGGUUUAAGAACUGCGAAAUUGGUUAUCAAUUACAAAUUCCAAAACGCAACGGCAUUGUAUAAAAACAUCAUUACAGCUGUGAUUAUGUCUGAUUCAGAGUAUUAAUUCAAUCCUGUGCUUAAAGUCACGUUUCUUACAGCUCUUAUUGCCGUUGAGUGUUAUUUAUUUAUGAAUAUGAUCAGACUCCAUAUGCGCUGAUGAGCAGGACCACAGGGGGCGGCUCCCACCCUGAAGCCCGCCCAGUACAGUAAGUGCAUCUUGUUUUAGUUAAGCUCUUUCUGUUUCCCCCAGAUUUGGCCUGAAUGAUGCCGUCAUGCACGUUUAACAAGCCUGUCAUGAUGCUGUUACAAAUAAUAUCCUAACGCCUGUUAACGCGUUGAGGUACAGCGUGCGAUGGAGUUUAUAUGUUUCGACUUUCCGGUGAACAGUUGAAUAAUUCAUUCAGCGACGACUCCUCACAGACGUAUCAACUGCCGUGACUGACUUGUAGUGACAUGAAUCAAAUCCCUGGUGUCAACAACUGUGCUGCCUGAGACUCUGCAGACACACACACACACACACACACACACACACACACACACACACACACACACACACACACACACACACACACACACACACACACACACACACACACACACACAAACCCACAGGAACUCCCUUAUAUUCAAUAUCCAACACUGUUGAACACGGGCAGUUGUCAAGCUUUUUAAAUUUGUAGUUUAUAUGUAGUGGCUUCAAGAUGUGAAGUUUGAUUCGUCCGUCACAGAUGUGUCAAGUUCUGGACUUUAGAUUUUUAGCACGUGGAAGAAUUAAGCUUCAGCCUGAAGCUGAAUUUACUGAAUCACCAGUAGCUUUCAGCCGCAGAGCUCCCCUCACUGGUGACAGAGUUGUCAGCUUAGCUGGGAUUUUGCAGAAAGGCACUUGAUCUUAAAAAAAAAAAAAAGUGCGUUCAAAGACAUCAGAAACAUAUAGUGUGAUAA
Messenger RNA from Betta splendens (Siamese fighting fish), 5880 nucleotides. RefSeq names its product myosin IIIB (gene myo3b). Gene Ontology annotation, cellular component: myosin complex. Gene Ontology annotation, molecular function: cytoskeletal motor activity; protein kinase activity; ATP binding. Gene Ontology annotation, biological process: protein phosphorylation. The coding region runs from base 258 to 4211 and encodes 1317 amino acids. NCBI's taxonomy places the organism in Eukaryota, Metazoa, Chordata, Actinopteri, Anabantiformes, Osphronemidae. The record is from RefSeq and is a predicted model, not a curated record. The transcript has 38 exons.